Naumovozyma dairenensis CBS 421 is the source of this 2070-nucleotide messenger RNA. RefSeq names its product RNA polymerase II degradation factor 1. Bases 1 to 2070 code for a protein of 689 amino acids. Gene Ontology annotation, molecular function: ubiquitin binding. Lineage: Eukaryota; Fungi; Ascomycota; Saccharomycetes; Saccharomycetales; Saccharomycetaceae. The record is from RefSeq and is a predicted model, not a curated record. The transcript has a single exon.
AUGCCAUCACAGUAUAGGAAGUCGAAUCAAAACUCUAAACAAGAUCCAGAACUAAAGUUCAAACUAGAGACACUUACAGAAUUAUUCCCAGAUUGGACUAACGACGAUUUAAUCGAUUUAGUUCAAGAAUACGAUGAUUUGGAAACAAUAAUUGAUAAAAUCACCUCCGGUGCAGUCACUCGAUGGGAUGAAGUCAAGAAACCAACUAAGAAAGGAAAAAAAGUAGACACCACACAUACUCAUCAUCAUCAUCUUAAUCAACAUGAUCUAGAACAUAUCUAUGAUAAUGAUACGGACGUCACCUAUAACAGUAACUCUAAUAAUAAGCAUAAUAGGAUUUCAUACCGUAGUAAUAAUACUAGAUCACAACAACAACAAACAAAUAACAAGAAGAAACAAGCAACUACAACAUCAACAACAACGACUCCUGCAUCAAGAUAUAUAGAUACAGAAAAUUUGAAACCUGCUACUACACCUGCUAAGACAGUGUCUCAUACUACUUCUUGGGCUGCCGCUAUCGCUUCAAGUAAUCCUCCUAAGGAAAAGGAACAACCAGAAGCACAAGAUGAUCAAGGAUCAGAUACUAUAACCACUGGAGAACAACAACAAUCGGAAAAGGAAAAAUCAUCUGAGAAAGAAGAAGAAGAACCUAACGUAGAAGAACAACCUAGUGCAGAAGAAAAUGAGGAACCUAGUGCAGGAGCAGAAGAAGAGAAACCAGCUAAGAAAAUGACAUGGGCUGCCGUGGCUGCUCCAAAGAAACCAAAGGAAUCUGCUUUGGAAAAUGUAGAUGAUUUGAAGAAAGGUAUCGAAAAGGUUGAAAAUGAAGAACCUAAUGAAAAUGUAGAAUCCAGUGAAGAAGAAUCUAGCGAAGAGGAGGAAGAAGAAUCUAGUGAAGAAGAAGAGGAAGAAUCCAGUGAAGAAGAAUCUAAUGAAGAAGAAGAAGAAGAAGAAGAAGAAGAAUCAAGUGAAGAAGAGAAAGCAAAAGAAGAAGAAGAGACUGCAAAGAAAGAAGGAGAAAAAUCAGCAAAGAAAGAAGAAGUUAAAAUCGCUAAAAAAGCUGAAACUUCCAAACCAGCUGUUGAAACUCCACCUGCUCAAGCUCCUGUUCAAACUCAACCUGAAACUGUACAGCCUCAAGAACAACAACAACAACCUCAACAAGUAUCUCAACAAGAUUACUAUCAACAACAACAAUACCCACAAGCUCAAUACGGUCAACAACAGCAAUCGUCCCAACGUAUUCCUCCACAACAACAAAACCCAGCUGCUGCCGCCGCUGCUGCCCAACAACAAUACUACAUGUACCAAAAUCAAUUUCCAGGUUAUUCAUACCCAGGUAUGUUUGAUUCUCAAUCUUAUGGUUAUGGUCAACAACAACAAGCUGGACAACAACCACAACAAGCUGCUCAACCUGGCAUCUCAGCCGCUACUGGUAUGUCAUCUCCAUACGCUUCUAUGCAACAAGCUUACGUUCAAUCUACUCCAGGUACAGCAAAUGCUGAUUUAACCAGUGCCGGUACUGGUGCAUCUCCAGCUACAUCUCACAUUCAACCACAACAACAACAAGCUGCCGCUGCUGCUGCUCAACAACAACAACCUUAUGGUGGAUCAUUCAUGCCAUACUAUGGACAUUUCUAUCAACAAUCUUUCCCAUACGGUCAACCACAAUACGGUAUGGCAGCAGGUCAAUAUCCAUACCAAGUUCCAAAGGGUAGUAAUUAUUAUCAACCACAACAAGGGCAAGAACAACAAGGUCAACCCGCUCAACAAGGACAAUCUCAAGAAGAUCAACAACAACAAGGUCAAGCUCAAGUGCAAGCUCAAGCUCAAGCACAAGCUCAAGCUCAAGCCCAGGCUCAAGCUCAAGAUCAACAAGGACAAUCUCAAGGUCAACAAGAUCAAAACUUAACCGCACAACAGUUGCAAUAUCAACAAUAUUAUCAAUUCCAACAACAGCAACAACAAGCUGCUGCAGCAGCUGCAGCUGCCGCUGCUCAACAAGGUGGCCUACCAUAUAAUUACAGUGGUUAUGAUUAUUCUUCUCAAAAUUCAAGAGGUUUCUAUUAA